UAAAAAGACAAGGAACACGAUAAAGACAGAGAAGAAAACAAGGAACGUGAAGACAAGGAAAACGCAGACAAAGAAGAAAAGGAAAACGAAGACAAAGAAGAAGAAAAGAAACGCGAAGAUAAGGAAUGCGAAGACGAGGGACACGAAGACAAAGAACACGAAAACAAAGAAGAUAAGGAACACGACGAAGACAAAGAACAAGAAAACAAAGAACACGAAGACAAUGAACAAGAGGAGGAAGACAGUCUCCCGCGCUCCACUGAGCCAUAAUUAAUGACUACACUACACUAAAUCAAAUCUGUAUUUACCGAGUAUUUGCAAGGAUUGAGAUUACUCCUGAUUUAUCAAGUAAUAGGUUUAACCCAAGUGUGUUAGGGAUUAAACCAA
Messenger RNA from Homarus americanus (American lobster), 387 nucleotides. RefSeq names its product glutamic acid-rich protein-like. Lineage: Eukaryota; Metazoa; Arthropoda; Malacostraca; Decapoda; Nephropidae. The record is from RefSeq and is a predicted model, not a curated record. The transcript has a single exon. The annotation marks the transcript as partial.